Seminavis robusta is the source of this 993-nucleotide messenger RNA. Lineage: Eukaryota; Bacillariophyta; Bacillariophyceae; Naviculales; Naviculaceae. The record is from the annotation of a GenBank genome assembly.
AUGAUGGCAAGCAAGUCCUGCACUCUCGGCAAGGCACGAAAAUGGUCAUGGGUUCGUAUCGCUGCCUUGCUAAUAUCCGUAGUAGGCUUUGGCGGUCAUGUUGAUGCCUUUGCGACGACACCUCCCAACAACAACAAUCAAGAGCAACCAACAGUCACCACGGAUCCGAAAGAUCCGCCUUCCGAAAUAUCACGACGGGACCUGUUUGAUUGGCCAUUUCUGGCUAUUGCGAGCGCUGUCGUUACUGGGGAACUGGUGGCCACUGCUGUGGGUGGUUUGAGUCUGAGCAGACCGGCCGCUCAUGAACAGCGAGUGGCAGAUACCAUUCGACGAUCUUUGGUCGAGGCAACAGCAGCAUCCACACCGUCUUUGAGGGUGUUGGAAGUCGGUAUUGGAAACGAUUGUCGCUUGAUCCGUCGAGGACUCUACAAUCAAGCCAUUGCCAACUUGGGAUCCACUACUGACACCAAGCAGCUUGAGAUUACUGGAAUCGAUCUCCAACUUCCAAAAGAAGAUACCGUAAUAGAUGCCCAACUGCUGUUGGAUCAAUUGCAACAAGAAACAGGAGUCCAAUCCACACUGAAUAUACAACAGGCUAGUAUCACAUCAAAGCUUCCAUUUCCAGAUGGUUCCUUUGACGCGGUGAUUUGCUGUCUGACACUGUGCAGUGUUGACGAUCCCGCGGCUGCCGUGGCGGAGAUGAAACGAUUGAUUCGACCGACGGGUGGGACGCUGGGGUAUGUGGAGCACGUGGCUGUCAACCCUGACGAGAACUACCCUCUUUUGGAAUGGCAACAAGAAACACUGGAUCCAUUGCAGCAACUGGUGGCCGACAACUGUCACUUGCAUCGGUACACCCAAGAGACUAUCCAUGACGUGUUUGCUACCAACAAUGACGACAAAGCGAAAAUCCUUCAAGAAGAUCGUUUCUUGGUAGACAAAAUGUGGCCCGUCACCAGCCAAAGUUGUGGCGUCAUCCAGCGCGAAGGCUAG